This is a messenger RNA of Ceratotherium simum simum (southern white rhinoceros), 2100 nucleotides long. NCBI's taxonomy places the organism in Eukaryota, Metazoa, Chordata, Mammalia, Perissodactyla, Rhinocerotidae. The record is from RefSeq and is a predicted model, not a curated record.
AACCGACAUUGGGGCCAGGACAACUCAGAGGAACCAUGGGGUUAUUCAGAAGUUUUCUCUUCCUCUUAGUCCUAUCCCUGCUGCAGGAGUCCAAUGCUUCCCUGGUUCAGCUGAAUAACAAUGGCUAUGAAGGAGUUAUCAUUGCUAUAGACCCUGCUGUGCCAGAAGAUGAAAAAAUAAUUGAACAGAUAAAGGACAUGGUGACUACAGCAUCUACUUACCUCUUUGAAGCCACAGAAAAAAGAUUCUUUUUCAAAAAUGUAUCAAUAUUAAUUCCUGAGAAUUGGAAGGAAAACUCUGAAUACAAGAGGCCAAAACAUGAAAGCUAUGAACACGCUGAUGUUUUAGUUGCACCACCUACCCUCCCAGGUAGAGAUGACCCAUACACCAAGCAGUUCACAGCCUGUGAAGAAAAAGGAGAAUAUAUUCAUUUCACCCCCGACUUUGUACUUGGAAAAAAACAAAGUGAAUAUGGACCAUCAGGUAAAUUGUUUGUCCACGAGUGGGCCCAUCUCCGCUGGGGAGUGUUUGACGAGUACAAUGAAGAUGAGCCUUACUACAGUGCUAAGUCAAAAAAAAUUGAAGCAACAAGAUGUUCCACAGGUAUUACUGGUAUAAAUAGGGUUUAUAAGUGUCAAGGAAACAGCUGUACUGCCAGAGGAUGCAGAAUUGAUUCUAAGACAAAACUGUAUGAAAAAGAUUGUCUGUUCUUCCCUGAUAAAGAUCAAACUGAAAAGGCAUCUAUAAUGUUUAUGCAAGGGAUUGAUUCUAUCAUUGAAUUCUGUAAUGAAAAAAACCAUAACCGAGAAGCUCCAAGCCUACAAAACAAAAUGUGCAAUUCCAGAAGCACAUGGGAGGUGAUCAGCAAUUCUGAGGAUUUUAAAAACACAACAUCUAUGGUGGCACCACCCCCUCCACCUGUGUUCUCAUUGCUGAAGAUCAGUCAAAGAAUUGUGUGCUUAGUUCUUGAUAAGUCUGGAAGCAUGGCGGGUUAUAAUCGCCUAAAUCGAAUGAAUCAAGCAGCAAAACAUUUCCUGCUUCAGACCAUUGAAAACGGAUCCUGGGUGGGGAUGGUGCACUUUGAUAGUAAAGCCGAGGUUAAAAGUAAUUUAAUCCAAAUACUAAGCAGCAACGAAAGAAACAAGCUCUUGGAGAGUUUACCUACAGCAGCUUCUGGAGGAACUUCCAUCUGCAGCGGAAUUAGAUCAGCAUUUCAGGUAAUUAGAGAAAUAUCCUCCGAAAUAGAUGGAUCUGAAAUUGUGCUGCUGACCGAUGGGGAGGAUAACACUGCAGGGAGCUGUGUUGAGGAAGUGAAACAAAGUGGGGCCAUCAUUCAUUUCAUUGCUCUGGGACCAUCUGCUGAUGCAGCAGUCACAGAGAUGAGCACCAUAACAGGAGGAAGCCAUUUUUUUGCUUCAGAUGAAGCCCAGAACAAUGGCCUCAUUGACGCUUUCGCAGCCCUUGUGUCAGGAAACGCAGAUCUCUCCCAGCAGUCUCUUCAGCUUGAAAGUACGGGGUUAACACUCAGCAAUAACCUCUGGAUGAAUGGCACUGUAAUAAUUGAUAGCACCGUGGGAAAGGACACAUUCUUUCUCAUCACGUGGAACAAACAGUCUCCCAUUAUUUCUCUCUGGGACCCCAGUGGAACACCUGUGGAAAGUUUCACAGUGGACACAGGUUCCAAAAUGGCCUAUCUCAGUAUUCCAGGAACUGCAAAGACUACUGAUCUGUUACCAAAGGAGGCCAACUCUCAGGAAACUUUUGCAUUUAAACCAGGAAAUAUCUCAGAAGAAAAUGCAACCCACAUAUUCAUUGCCAUUCAAAGUGUGGAUAAAAGCAAUUUGACAUCAAAAGUAUCCAACAUUGCACAAGUAGCUUUGUUUACUCCUGAAGCAGAUCCCACUCCUGAUGAAACUCAUCCAAAUCCCAGUCCUGAUGAAAAUCUCCCUAAUUCUGGAGUUAACAUUUCUUCUUUGGUGUUGGUAGUAGUUGGGUCUGUGGCAAUUGUUAGUAUUAUUUUAAGUACCACCAUUUGUAUCCUAAACAAGAAAAAAAAUUCAAGAGGACCUAGAACAGAGUUUUAAAAAAAAUAACAACAAA